Messenger RNA from Cryptotermes secundus, 3084 nucleotides. RefSeq names its product sphingomyelin phosphodiesterase. Gene Ontology annotation, molecular function: acid sphingomyelin phosphodiesterase activity. The transcript is spliced from 9 exons. Gene Ontology annotation, cellular component: lysosome. The coding region runs from base 1365 to 3059 and encodes 564 amino acids. Gene Ontology annotation, biological process: ceramide biosynthetic process; sphingomyelin catabolic process. NCBI's taxonomy places the organism in Eukaryota, Metazoa, Arthropoda, Insecta, Blattodea, Kalotermitidae. The record is from RefSeq and is a predicted model, not a curated record.
CUGCCCAGUGCAACUUUGUCCUCCACAAAUCCCACGUGAUCAAAUUUUCACUACAUUACAAAUGAAAGUGUAAUAAAUUCUUGAUUAUCUGUGCCAGUAUAGGGAAGGAGUUACGCAUAUUAUUAAAUGAGUGGACAUGGAAAUGGAAAUGGAAACGAAAAUAUCAAUCAUACUGCAUUCAGCCCUCAAAACCAUUUAAUUAUAAAUUACUGAUGUGCUUCUUAAAAAUAAAAGGAGGCACAUAUGUAUUUUUCCAAUAGGUGAAUGAAACCCUUGUUUAAUGGGUGACCUGAGCAAAGAACAAUAAAGUAAUAAAGCAGAAAGUUGCAAAACAGUGAGAAGAUGUACUGUCUAGUACAAAUCAUCAUAAAUUAUCACUGAUAUAUGUUAAGGUAGCAGAUGUAAUGGACCAUAUUUAAAUCAUUCCAAAGAGAUAUACCCAAUGCUAAGAAGUUCUGAAGUCCUGUAGUUAUUCUGCAUAUGCGUAAUAAGUUUACUGUCAAAUAGUCACAUGCAGCCCCCUGUCCUAUUUCUUUCCUACUUCCAUUAUUCUUGUAUCACCAUACCAACCAAUCAGCCUACCAACGGUUUUAAUGGUUUGAACACUCAUUCAGACAUCCAGCUACAAGCUACAAAACUAACUCUCUGGGCCUGUGUUUGGUCACACAGAAAAGAUUUAACACAAGGAUUUGAUUCUGGCUAAGGAGCCAUUUAAUUGGAGUUAUCUGGAUUGCUGUACAACCACACUUGUAAUAAGGAUGUAGAAGCAUUACAGAGCAGUAGUUGCUUGUAUUUUUAAGCUAAUAUAUUCACAUUGAAAUACUGCAAAAUGUAAAACACUGUCACAGUAUUAUCUUGCACUGUAGAAGCAUGAACUGUAUACUUAUUCUUCAACAUACAUGUUCAGGUAAGGGGAUAGACUUACAAAACAUCCAACAAUCUCCCAUAUUAUAUAAAUUACAUGGAAUUCCAUGCAGUCACAGUUUAAUUACAGUGUGAUCUUUGCAUUUAUUUCACAAAAAAAUUUCUCAUGCAUGUCCAGACUCCUGUCCCCAGUUUAUUAUAAAUGUUUCACAUAUAAUACCUGCCUUACUACAUGCAGCUAGAACUCACAUCCAGAUCACGCAACAAACCUUUGGCCAUAAAAUGUGCAGAAGCUGGCCAUCCCUGUUUCAUAUUAUAUUUGCUGCAAAAAAUUUGGAUGAGUUUAGAACUUUAGUACUUUUAAAGUGAUCAAAAUUUUUACUGACCUUAUCUCAUGCAUUGAUAGCUCAUGUAAAAGAUAAAACUUUUUUUCAAGAAAUCUGUUUGUAUAUAAAGGCAGGUUAUCAUUGAGCGAACAGCGAGAUUUGUGUACAGGGACCAUGUUGCCGAAGCAGGUUAUCUGGUCAGCAGUGCUGGCAGUCACAAUCAGUGUGGCAAUAAAUGCAACGUUUUUAACUGGGACAGAAAGACAGAUGAAAGAUGAGAUCUUACAUGGGUUCAGACAAUUUGAUGAAACUGGGAGACUGACACCAGAACUUUCCAUAAUAAUGAAACAAAUUCCUUUAUCAUCCAUCUCUGGUUUGACAUCAUCGAGCACGUCACCUGUAACACGUGAGAGUCUCACGUGUUUAGCAUGCCUUGCAGCAGUUGAUAUUAUGAAAAUAUACAUAGACACUCAUACAAGAGAUCAAGUUUAUAAUCUCGUAGUUGCACUGUGCCUUGACCUGACAGAUUACAAGGAAGAAGUUUGUCUUGGAUCUGUUGGAUUACACCUGGAUCCAAUACUUUACAUAUAUAAGCACACUGCAAAUCUUCCUGCUGCUCGACUCUGUGGAAUUGUGUUUCAAGGAAGUCAAUGUUUUGUAGAUGAGCCAAGUCUUGAAUGGUCUAUUGAUAUUGAUCCUGGAUCUAAAUCAGAAGACAACAGAAUUGAAGACAAGAAAGCACAUGCUGCCAGUCCUCUGACUAUUAUCCAACUGUCAGACAUCCACCAACAAGAAGAUUACUUACCAGGUGGAAAUGCAGCAUGUGGACUACCAAUAUGCUGCAGAAUCAACCAAGGUCCCCCACCAAGCCCUGAUGCAGCAGCUGGGUACUGGGGUAAUGGUGGCUGUGAUAUACCAAUGCAUCAUUUUGAAAAUACACUGAAACAAAUUAAGAAUACUCACGAGAACAUUGAUUUUAUCUACAUAACUGGAGAUAUUGUGGACCGUGUGGUAUGGGAUACAAAAAUUCCAACAAACAUUGGUGUUCUAACAAAUAUUACAGAAAGAUUGCUAACAACGUUUCCAAAUACACCUGUGUAUACAGUUUUUGGAAAUCAUGAACCAAGUCCAUUAAAUGUGUUUGCACCACAUUACAUUACCGAUGAGACAGUUUCAGUAAAUUGGUUAUAUAAUUUGUCAAUAAACCUGUGGUCUCACUGGCUGCCACCGGAAACCAAUGAAACUAUUUUACGUGGAGGCUACUACACUGCCCUGGCAAAACCGGGUUUUCGAAUUAUAGGUCUCAACAAUAAUGUCUGCUACCCUGAAAACUGGUGGAUGAUACAUAACCCAAAGGACCAAGACGGACAGCUUCAGUGGCUGGCUGAUACACUGCUCCAAGCUGAGAAAAAUGGAGAAAAGGUUCACAUUCUUGGACACAUAACUUCAGAUCAGUGUUUCAGGACUUGGGCCAGAGAAUUCCGCAGGAUUGUUAGCAGGUUUGAGAACACAAUAACAGCUAUCUUCAAAGGACACACUCACAGUGAUCAAUUUAAUGUCUAUUAUUCCUUCGAUAGACCAGGUCAUGCUACUGGUGUGGCAUUCAAUGGUGCCAGUGUCACCCCAGGCCCAAACUCUAAUUACAAGGUGUACACUGUGGAUCCUAACAAUUAUACUGUCCUAAACAGUGAAUCUUGGAUGUACAUUUUGACAGAUGCUAACAAAAAUCCCAGUGAGGAUCCAAGCUGGUAUCAAGCCUACUCAUUUAAAGACGUAUUUGGAGUUCAGUCAAUGAGUGCUAUAGAAAUGGGGAACUUGACCCAUACACUUGCCAAAAACCGGCCUCUUCUAGAAGAAUAUGCAAGGUAACUGAUUAGUUGUUCAGUUGUAAGUU